UCCUUGUAUUUUUAAUUGCAACCCAAAAUUCACACUAAUAAGAGUGAAUUCAACUCUGCAGAUUCAAUAUUGAAGCACUGUGAUGGGGUUUAGGGUUUACUUCGCCACCGUCACAACCGUUACCUCCGUCACCGCCGUCACCUCCGUCACCGGCUCUUAGCGUCGUUCGUUGCAUUUCACUGCAUUGCAAAUAUGACAUUGUCAAUGAAUCGCGAUCAGACACUAAAAUCUGGUUCCACAAAUCCCUGUUGUGACCACUGGAAGAAGAAAUACUCGAAGGUGCAAGAAUCGCGCAAUGCUCUGCGACAAGCCGUCAAGGUUCUGGAAAUCAAAAUCAACGAAAUCCAGUCCCGCAGCAGCAACGCAUGUGGGGCCAAAGUUGAAGGAGGGGAUAAAUUGGGGGAAUUUACUGCUGCUAAGGUACCCUUAGGGAGUGAAACUUCCAGCUUUGAGCCUCAGAUUGAUACUCCCACAACACAGCAGGGGUUCAGCGGCCGUGGGGAUGAGAACGGGACCUUUCAAACGGAUAGGAUAAAGGAAAUUGGUAGAUUGAAAGAGCUGCUAGAGGUGGAGAAGGGAAGGGCUGAUUCUGAGAGCAAGAAAGCUGCCGAAGCUUGCAAAUUGCUAGAAGAUGAGAAGAAUAAGGCUGCUGAAAAGGAAAAUGAAAUCGGUAGGUUGAAAGGGCUUUUAGAUGUGGAGAAGAGAAGGGCUAGUUCUGAGAGUAAGAAAGCUGCUGAAGCCUACAAUUUGGUAGGAGAAGAGAAGAAGAAGGCUGCUGAAAAGGAAAAUGAAAUCAGUCGACUGAAGAAGCUUAUAGAGGCAGAAAAGAGGAGGGAUGAUUCUGAGAGGAAUAAAGAGGCUGAAGUAUGGAAGUUACUUGGAGAAGAGAAGAAUAAGGUUUUUGAAAAGGAAAAGGAGAUUAGUAGAUUGAAGGAGCUUAUCGAGGCAGAGAAGAGAAGUGAUUCUGAGAGGAAGAAAGACAAUGAUGAACUUUGCAAGUUACUUGAAGUAGAAAAGAACAAGGUUGCUGAAAAGGAAAAGGAAAUAGGUAAAUUGAAGGAGUUUAUUGAGGCAGAGAAGAGAAGGAAUGAUUCUGAGAGGAAGAAAGUCAAUGAAGUUUGCAAGUUACUUGGGGAAGAGAAAAAUAAGGUUGCUGAAAAGGAAAAGGAGAUUAGUGGAUUGAAGGAGUUUAUCAAGGCAGAGAACAGAAGGGAUGAUUCUGAGAGGAAGAAAGACAAUGAACUUUGCAAGUUACUUGGAGAAGAAAGGAAUAAGGUUGCUGAAAAGGAAAAGGAAAUAGGUAGAUUGAAGGAGUUUAUCGAGGCAGAGAAGAGAAGGGAUGAUUCUGAGAGGAAGAAAGACAAUGAAGUUUGCAAGCUACUUGGAGAAGAGAAAAAUAAAGUUGCUGAAAAUGAAAAGGAAAUCUGUAGAUUGAAGGAGCUUGUAGAGGAGAAGAAGAGAAUGGCUGAUUCUGAUAGAAAGAAAGCUUCUGCAGCAUGCAAGUUACUAGAAGGAGAAAAGAAGAAGGCUGCUGAAAAGGGAGAGAUUGCCAGAGUUGAGGCAGAGAAGUAUAGGACUCAAAUUGGUCAAUUGGAGAAACAGGUUAAUGAAGCAAAAACGAAGUUGGUGUCUGAGAUAUCUAUGUUUAAAGAGGCAACCAAAAAGUUUGAAGCUGAUAAGAGCAAACUAUUAGCAGAAAAAAGAAAGGCUGAUUCAGCGUUGGCAAGAGCAAAUGAAAUGUUAGAGGUAGAAAAACAAAAGGUCGACAAGGAAAAAAGGCGUGCAGAUUCAGAGAUGGUUAAACUAGAGGAGCAGAAGGCACUUGCUGAGGAUAACUGGAACAAGUUCAUGAAAGAGAAAUGUCUUUCUGAUCAGAUGUCUCGGCAGUUAGAAGAGGAUAAGAAGACAAUUGAGGAUUUUAAACAGAAGAUCCUUGAACUCUCAUCCUUGGCAAAGCCUGUUGAAAUGGCUACUCACAGCAAGGUUAAAGCUGAAAGUACAAAAAUGAAGCUUUUGAAGAACAAACUAAAGCUUGAAAAGCUACGAGCAAAGCAUAUCAGGCAAAAAUAUAAGUUAGAAGCAAGUCGGUAUGACAUUUUACGGAAUGAAUUAGGACGUCUCAAGAUCAAUUUCAUUCAAUUUCUACAUCAUGUUGAUAUGCUUGAUGCAUCCUUUUCACCUGUUGCUGGAACUAAGCGUGAACAAACAAAGCAUGAGAAUAUACUAGACAUGCAGAAUUCAAAUGUCAUUAGACAAAUUGGCAAGCUAAAUUUGUCUGCGAUGCGUGGCCAAUUUGAUAAUGAGGUUUUGGAGCCUUGCUGCACAACCGUGGAUGCAAGUGAUCCAUUGAGGAAGAAUAGCACUCCACACCUCACUCCUGGUGGAAAUUGUUCCGAAUCUAUCACAGGUAUUGGUUCUAAAUUGGAGCCUCUUGUUAGAGGAUCCAACCGAACAAAGUUACAGAGUUCUGCUGUAAAUUCCAGUACAGAAUCUUUUUCUGAUGGACAGUUGAUGGGCUCACAGGAUGCAAGCAUUUUUCCAGUUACUGCCUCAGCACAAUUGACCCAGGAGAUCUUUAAUGCUAAACAAAACAUGUGCAACCCAUCUGAUAAAUCUAUUGAUGUGCACCACAAGAAGAGGAAAAGAAUGCAUGAUACAGUUGAAUAUAUUGCAAAUUUGUCAUCUGAGAAACUCUCUGAUUUUCAUGGUUUGUUAUAUAGAAAACUUGGCGAAUGCUUAGAAGGAAAAGCAGUGCUUCAUAAUCCUAAUAAUGUACAGGAAGAUAAAAAAAGGGCCCACAAGAAGAGAAAGAAAUCUCGAAGGGAAAAAGUGGACAUCAUACCUUGGGUUAACAGGGACGAGAAAAAAGCAACAGCAGAGACCAACAGUGAGGUCUAUGAUGAUGCAAAUGUCUGUAGACACACUUCCUGCCCUCCUCCACAUUCUUUAGAAAUCACUCAAGCAUGUGGGGAGAGAAUAUGUGAGGUUGCAAAUAAUUUUGAUACCUUAAUUAAUAUUGAUAAGGUGCCUGAUGAAAAUUAUAUGAAAUUAUUAGAAUUAGAAAAUGCUUUCAGUGAGGAAUGUUAUAGAAAAGCAAUGGAUUUUCCCUUGUCUCCAUCUCUUCCUGAAAUUGAAUUUCAUGAAAUAUUUGACGAGGAUACUUUGAUGAUUCCCUCUCAACAUAAAUCACUUCCAGAGAAUGUGUUGAGUUCAAGAACAGACCUGAUCAUUUCACCUUCCUCUGAUGUUGAAUUAAUUUCUAGUGCACAAAAAUAUGAUGAUUGUGGAGUUUCUUGUAAUUUACAUGUGAACACAGAAAAUUCAAGAACUGCUUUUCCGGUGGAGGAUGGAAUUGGAUCUUUAAACAAUAAGCUUCCUGAAUUUUGUGUCGUCUUUUCAAAUAUUAUGGACAAUAAUAUCAUAUCAAGGAUACUUACUGCUACAAAAAAAUGUAUAGCUCAGUGCAAUUUGUCUACUCAAACAAGCUGGGCGUUUAGUAACAUAUUAACUGCACUUAAAAUGGAAGAAAAGCUCACACAGAAGGAGAGGGUUUCGGUGCUCUUAACACUUAUGCUGUUCAAUUUUUCCAUAACGACAACAAAGACGUUUGGGAGACUCUUGGAUGGGAAAUCAUUCCAGUGCUUGCGAUCUUAUUAUGAACAUAUUUGCACAGUUAUGACCGAUGCAGAGACGAGAAUCCUGUUUGUAGAGAAUUAUUCUUUGUAUGAGCUGCUUCACCUCAUUGAAGAUUUUCUUAUAGAGGGAAAAGUUAUAGUAAACAAUAGAGUAGAUGCUGAAACUCUGUCUUCUGACUUGAGAGCCAAUGAUUUUCUGAGUUGUGUUAAUGAGGAGGUAUCAUCUGAUGCAGCUUCGAGUGAACAAUUGGUGGCAGCAAGUAUUAUAUUAUCAUCAGUAUGUGCUGCAACGGAUUAUGUUGGAUUUAUCUGUGAUGCUUCUUAUCAUAUUCUUCGAUCGAGCAAGUUGGAUUCUCUGAUGGUGUUGACUAUUCUCCAUAUUUUUUCUUAUCUGGGUGGAGAUAAGUUUUUCAACAAAAAUAAUUAUGGUUUAAUGGUGACAGUUUUGAAGUCUCUAAUUAUGUUUCUUGAGGAUGGGAGCCUAUCUGUUGCUACUGCCUGUCUUCCUUCAAUAAAUCAGCUGCAUGCUGAAUUGUGUAUGGAUGUUAAAUGCCCAUUCUUGGAAGGUGCCGAAUCCAUUGAUGCAGUUGCAAGCUUGCUGUUGGAGGAGAUAAAACGAGUACAUUCUUCAGAAUCUAGAUUCAUGUCUGCUCAAUGUGCAAUUGACAAGCCCUGUUCGGAAAAAUGCUUGAUUUCUGCACCUCAACCUGACGCCCUUAAAACUGUCGACUGUUGUUGCCUGAGUGAUGUCCUGUCACUUGUGGAACUGGUAGCAAAUAAAAUGAGCUGGCACUGGGCUGAUAUGAAACUUGUUCCUCAGCUGCUGCAUAUACUCGAUUCAUGUGUGGAUGAGAACUUCGCUAUUCGUAUAAUUGUUCUUCUAGGUCAGCUUGGAAGGAAUGGAGUUGAUGUUGGUGGAUUUGAAGACCAAGGUGUUAGAAACUUGAGAUGUUUUUUGUUUGCUUAUUUUUCUCGCUCCUAUUCCAUGAAAGCAGACCUUUUUCUUCAAUUUGCCACUGCCAGUGCUCUGUUUGGUCUUCUUCCUCUUGAUUUUGAAACCCUUUUUCAUUCCAACAUCAAUCUUUCAGCUUAUUCUAUAUCUAACACUGAAAUUUUGAGGAAGUGGUUCUCUGGGCUGAGUAAAGAUCAACAGAAAUUGCUAUUUGAUGUAUAUAACAAGUAAAAAUUUUAUCAGCAGUUUUGACAUGAAUUGAAAUUGGAUUUCCGAGCCAAUUGACAACGCACUUGGAGAAGUUUUAUGGAUGAACCGGUUAUGGAAGAUUAGAUGGCGUUGAUUCAAUAUUUUUGAGAGCCUUCAACUUGGCUUGUAUGUCGUUGUUCUGCUUGUUUCUGAAAUUUUGUACAUAUAUCUUUUGAGCUGUAAACUUGUAAAUUUCUUUUAUAGUGAAACUGGUUGACCUCUUGCAAGCAUGAAUCUUAUCACCUUGAUGAUUCUUAUAUUAAACAUCGAACGGAAUGGAUUUAUGUAGAUAAUCAAAUA
Molecule: messenger RNA, 5136 nt
Organism: Vigna umbellata (rice bean)
Lineage: Eukaryota; Viridiplantae; Streptophyta; Magnoliopsida; Fabales; Fabaceae
Gene: MEE22
Product: maternal effect embryo arrest 22
Source: RefSeq, a predicted model, not a curated record